This is a messenger RNA of Sciurus carolinensis (gray squirrel), 704 nucleotides long. RefSeq names its product ripply transcriptional repressor 2 (gene Ripply2). The transcript has 4 exons. Gene Ontology annotation, cellular component: nucleus. The record is from RefSeq and is a predicted model, not a curated record. Bases 186 to 599 code for a protein of 137 amino acids. NCBI's taxonomy places the organism in Eukaryota, Metazoa, Chordata, Mammalia, Rodentia, Sciuridae. Gene Ontology annotation, biological process: negative regulation of transcription by RNA polymerase II; embryonic pattern specification.
UCAGCCCGGUGCGCCUUCACGCGCAGCCUUUUUGUUUAUGUGGGGAGAGAGGGGCAGACAGGGUGCGAACCUCUAAAUAUGCAGCAGGCCGCAAGGGCUAUAUAAAGCCAAGGGAUCGGUCCUGGUGGAAGCCGCCAGGAUUGCGUGCGAGUUGGCAGCUGCCUUCUCCAGAGCCGCCUUGCGCCAUGGAGACUGCUGAGAGCUCGGAGAGCGCGGAGAGCGCAGCUUGCGAGCGCGCGCGCUGCCACCGCCGGCUGCCUACUGUCCAUGACGUCCAGACGCGGCGCGGGGCCGCGGACUCCGGCAGAUCCGAAGUCUUUUGGAGACCGUGGGUUAAAGCCAGAGGCGAGAAAGAGGAAGGGACGCAUCUCCACGUAGCUGAGACGAUACCCAAUGGCCCAGGAAUGAUCCAAACCUCAGGAAAGCUUUCCCAGUACACACACCCAGUCAGGCUAUUUUGGCCAAAAUCAAAGUGUUAUGAUUAUUUAUAUCAAGAAGCAGAAGCUCUUCUGAAAAUUUUUCCAAUUCAAGCCACAAUUUCAUUUUAUGAAGAUUCUGAUAGUGAAGAUGAAAUUGAGCAUCUGACUUGUGAAAAUUAAUUAGUUAAUUCUGAUGAUAUUCAAAGUUCAUGGGCAUUAGUGUAUGAAUGUAUCAUAAUUUUUAAACUAAUUUAUUUGUAUAUAAUUUAUUAAUAAAAGGAAACA